AUGUCAGAACUAAACACCGAUAUACAAUAUGUGAGAGUAUGCAUUUGUGAGUGGAGCAAAGUGCUUAGAAUCGUAAAAAUAAAUGUAAAAGUAUUGGAGAUUUUGUACGAAAAGCUAUUACUUUUAAAUAAUUAUGAAGUGUAUGUUUUUAGCGACCUAUUGGGUUCAUACGCUGCGGAGAUGAAUAUUUACAACCAACAAAUCAUUAAACAAUUCGAUCAGCUAAUCCAUGAUAUAGGGAUUGCAAAGCAAAAAAUUGAAAAUUUCAAACCAAACCACUCUUCUAGUCAAGUUAUUAAGACUAUUGCUCCAGCUAAUGUAUUGAAUAAAUAUUUAUUCCAGCAGGAAUCUAAAAUUGAACGAUGUCUUUGUGAUAUUAUCACUAACAUAAGCAUGUUUAAAUGUCACAUGGAUAAAAUUUCUAAAAUAGCUAGUAUUUGUACAGUAAAAAUGAAUCGUUAUACUGAUAUUGAAUUCACAGAUGUGUUUAAAUUGCUUUGCAAUGUUUAUUUAGUGAUCAGAUCAGAUUUUGAAAAGAUGCAAAACAAAUUCAACGGCUUAUUCCAGGUGCAUAGAGAAUUAAUGCUUAUUCACGAUGAUAUUGGAUAUAGGAAUUAUAGUCUUAUGAAAGUAAUUGGCCAAUUAAGAGAAGAGAGUUUUGAUACUAGCAUUUUGGUCAAUAUGGAUAGACAGCUAGCAAAAAGCCAAGCUGUGGUGCAUUAG
This is a messenger RNA of Babesia microti strain RI, 723 nucleotides long. RefSeq lists its product as hypothetical. Lineage: Eukaryota; Apicomplexa; Aconoidasida; Piroplasmida; Babesiidae. The record is from RefSeq and is a predicted model, not a curated record. The coding region runs from base 1 to 723 and encodes 240 amino acids. The transcript has a single exon.